Serinus canaria (Common canary) is the source of this 3214-nucleotide messenger RNA. It is a transcript of the gene CCPG1, whose product is annotated as cell cycle progression 1. The record is from RefSeq and is a predicted model, not a curated record. Lineage: Eukaryota; Metazoa; Chordata; Aves; Passeriformes; Fringillidae. The transcript has 11 exons. Gene Ontology annotation, cellular component: membrane. Bases 163 to 2697 code for a protein of 844 amino acids.
CGGGGCGCGGACUACGCUCGCCAGGGUGCUGCGGGCGCCGCCCCGCGCGCAGGCGCCGGCCCGGGCGGGCCGGGUUGUUUGUGACGGCGUCACCGGCGGCUGCGGCCGCGGCCCCUCGUCCGUGCCGGGCCCCGCGAGGGCCGCGCUCAGUGUGCUUUGAAAAUGUCUGAAAAUUCCAGUGACAGUGAUUCGUCUUGCGGCUGGACUGUCAUCAAUCACGAGGGUUCUGACAUAGAGACAGUGAUCUCGGAAAAUGGAAGCACAAAUGACAACCAUGAGUUUGUUUCAGAAGAAUAUGUUUCCUUGCAGGAAGAGGAACAGGCAAUUGAUGUGCAAGCUCAGUGCAGCAAUGAUGAAGAGAUCCCAGCAGUAGAUAAUACUCUAUCUGAAUUUGAGGAAACUCAGACAGUUCCAGAGGGAAAUAAAGAAAAAGUUCCUGAUGAUGGGUCCUGUGUUGGAACUAUUAGUGAUGAUUCUGACAUUGUUACACUUGAAGCUCCAAAACCAGAAGAAACUCAGAGUCAGGAGGAAGCUCCAGCUGAUGGUGAAGAAGCUCAGAGUUCAGAGGAUUUUAACAUGGGAUCCUCCUCUAGCAGUCAAUAUGCAUUUUCCCAUGUAGAAACUGUUUUCCCAUCCCAGGCCAGCCCCGAGGAGUCCAGCAGCGAUGAAACCAGCAGCCAGAGCAGCCCGGCCGUGCGCAAGCGGCGCCCGCGGAAGCGCGGGGUGUCGGGCUCCGAGCCCGAGGAGGCGGCCCCGGCGGAGCCCCAGGCGGAGCCGCCCCGGGACGGGCAGCACCAGCGCCACUUCGGCAGCGGCCUCAACAGGUGCAUCAUCCUGGCGCUGGUGAUCGCCAUCAGCAUGGGCUUCGGACACUUCUACGGUACAGUGCAGGUCCAGAAACGGCAGCAGCUGGUGACAAAGACACGUGAAUUAAAAGAUCUGAAAGAUGACCUUUACCAGUGCCAACAAGAGCAAGGAGAUCAAGUGCACCACAAAGUGGGGUCACUCAAGGGAGAUCUUGCCACAUGUUUGACCUUUACUGAUGUGGAAAAGAAAUCCUUUGAUUCUCAAAAAAAGAGUCUUGCUGCAGAAAAUCAGCACCUAAGAGAAUCUCUAGAGAAAGAAGAAAAAGCUUUGGCCUCACUUCAGGAAGAAUUAAGGAAGUUAAGACAACAAAUUAGAAACUUAGAAGAUAAAGGUAGUAGCACUGAAUCUAUUGUAAUAGAAAAUCAGAAACUAAGGGAGCAUUUGGAAGAGGAAAAGCAAAGGAACAGCAAUUUUCUCAGGCAAAAGGAAACACUCUUUGCAGAGGCACAGAUGCUAAGGCGAGAACUGGACAAAGAACGUCAUGUUACAGAAGCUCUGAAAAAAGAACUAGAACAGUUAAGUUCUCGUCAAACACCUGACAGUGCUGCUGCUGAUGAUGAUGAGACAUUGAGAGAAAAUCAAGAAAUAGAAACUCUGCGAGGAAGACUGGCAGAACUAGAAAAAAAGCUGAACUUUGAGCAACAACGCUCUGACUUAUGGGAGAAGCUGUAUGUUGAAGCAAAAGACCAAUCUGAAAAACAAGAAAUUAAUGAAAGUGGACAAAAGAAAGGUGCUAAAGGGCAAAGUAAGAGUAGAAAGAAAUCAAAGGAGACAUUUUUUGGUUCAGUUAAAGAAACUUUUGAUGCUAUGAAAAAUUCCACAAAAGAGUUUGUAAGACACCAUAAAGAAAAGAUUAAACAGGCUAAAGAAGCAGUGAAAGAAAACUUGAAAAAAUUCUCUGAUUCUGUAAAGUCUACAUUCAGACACUUCAAAGAUACCACAAAAAACAUCUUUGAUGAAAAAGAGAAGUCAUCAAGCGAUAGAAGAUACGAGGCAAACAAGAAAGCUCGAACUUUUUACCGAGACCAUAACUCCUACGAGAAUCUGAAGCACAUGCAUUACAGGGGACCUCACAUGCCCAAAGAAUCCAGAAAUGGAAGGAAACAUCAUUUUACAGCAUUUGAAAAAGAUUCAGAUUCCCAGAAAUGUCUCAAUGAUCAUUUGUGUAAUAGAAAACAUCAGUUUGCCCUAAAGGGCUGCUCUGGUAUUUUUGAAUGUGCUCAUGAAGAAUUCCUUAGUCUCUUUAACAGAGUUUCAGAUCCCAUCAGGGUGGAUGAAUUUAAUCGGCUAAUGAGAAAGUAUUUGCAGCAAGUUGUACAUAACUUUCAUCACUGGAGAGAACUAGAAAAUUUCAUCAAUAAGUUUUUUCAUAAUGGAUUGUUUAUACACGACCAGAUGCUGUUCACUGAUUUUGUUAAUGAUGUCAAGGAUUACCUGGAAGAUAUGAAGGAAUACCAAAGUAAUAAUGAGAAGGUUUUUGAGGAUUUGGACAAAUACGUCUACAGAUACUACUUCCAUUAUGAUAAUUCACCCCAGUAUGGACCCAGUCGACCUAAAAGACCUUUUACACAAACUGAAAAUUCCAGAUAUGAAAAACAAGCUCAGAAGUACCAACACCGUAAUAAAAGAGAAGUUUCUGUAAGUUUUCUUUCGCUUAACCUGAAUACUACGCUGCUUUGUUCUGGAGAGGACAGGAGCUUUGCAGAGAACACAAGCAGUGAGAAGCAGCAGCUCCCCUCAGGAGAGGUUACCUGUACACCAGCAGUGUCCAGAUCAGUGCCAGCAGAAGGAUGCGGAACCUCCUUGGUGCCAGCACACAGCCGUGAAUAAAGAACGGCAGAUGGGGACCCAGGACAACUGGCAGUCCCUGAGUGAAGUACCAGUGCCAAGGAAAAUGGCUGAAGACCAAAGGCAUCCAUGGGAUAACAGCAGUGGGACGAAUAACAAUUGCAAGUGCAACCAAAGCUAAAUACUUAGAACUAAAAGGAAGAAACAUAAAAAACCAAGCAGCUUAUCAAAAGGUCUGGCAAUUCUUUUGCAGACAGUGACAUUUCAACAACUGUCAUGUCUCUGGCCAAAAGUUUUUCAUACUGCAGGUAACUGUGACUCUGAGUGCAGAUACUCUCUUGCUUAGAAGGCUACCACUCUAGAAUUGCUUUGUUACAAUGGAGUUGCUAACUAGAGGUUCUUACUUUAAAAUAGCAAGUGAUAAAGAAAAUUGUGACCAUCAAUUCACCUGUAUCUGACCCCCAAAAAGCUUUUGUUCUUUUCCUAAGUUACUGUAUAUUCCAGUGUUUUAAAGUUUACAAUAAAAGCUUCCCAUAAAGUCACACUUUGCAAAAGGAAA